ACAGAAUGUAAAAUAAUCCAUAAAGUAGCGGGGUUAUUAUCAACUCUUUCAGUCUGCUAACUGUAUAACGGAGUACAACAGUUUAAAGUGAUAAGAACAGUGAAUUUUGAUAGUUUUAAAUGUUCUUGUGCUGUUGUUUGGAGUGCCUCCGGUGACUUUUACGCGUGCCAGAACCGACAUUCCAGAAGUGACAGGCCACCGGACCCGUGCUCUUUUGGAGGCGCUGCACGCGAUCCCGGUUAUCAAUCCAGACUACAACAAGGUGAUGUUCGCCAAGGCAACUGCAAACUUUGUUCGUCAGAUCGACCCAGAUGGAACCCUGAUCUCCGUCUCCCGCCUUAACGACUCAGACAAGUUGGUUCCCAUGGCACUGGUCGUCAAGCGCAACCGUUUCUGGUUCUGGCAACGGCCCAAGUACCUGCCCUCUGACUUCACACUCAGUCACCUGUUGCUAGGAGACAAAGAACUCACUCCAGACGUGUCUGAAUCAGACUUCCUGUCCUAUGAGGGGAGGUUUGGAGACAACCUGAGUGGGAAGCUGGAUGCCAAGGCUGGGAACAUCAGUGUCAGUGUGGAGGGGCGGGGCUCCUCCAAGCUCCAAUUAUCAUUCGGCAAGCUGAAGAAGCAGGAUGUUGAUGUACAGAAGCUAUUGCUGGCCUCCAAUGAUAGGAUGGUGGACAUGCAGCAUGUGCUGGUGCAGCAGUGUCAGAAGCGUGCGGAGGUGUUUGCUGUGUUGAAGGAGAGGAUCCUGACCACCACCCCCUGCUCCAUCUCAGAACAGGUCCAGGAGCAGGGCACCUGCCAGGGGGUUCUGGGACUACUGGGCAAACUGGGGACACACUCUGUAAAGGUGUGUGUGCAGGAGAAUAGCAGUAUAGAGAUGGACAGUGACGUUUCCUUGGAGAUUCCGCCUCUCACUGUCAUCGCCUACAGCCUCAUAGAGCUAGAGGUCAGGAAAGACGGACACUAUGAGCUGUGUCUACAGCAUGGUACUCUUGGAGGAUUCGAGGCAGGCUCUGGGAGGACCUCGCCAUCCCAGGAUUCCUUUGAUACCCUGUGUGUUGUGGACGGGCAGGAGUGGACGGAGAAGGAGAUUCCUGAAGGAGCACCACUCAGCGCAUUGCAGAAAAACUUGCAGGACUUGGAGGUCUAUCUACGUCAGUUAGCGGUUCUCCCAGAGUCGACCCGGUCCACUCUGUUCCAGAGGCUCCGUGAGGUUCUAGUGGACAGAACCACACUCACGGUUCUGGAACACACGUUGGAGGUCUGGUGUAGAGGUAAGGACCUUGACCCUACAGAGGUAAAGGAGUUGUCUGUUUCUCAGAACAAAUCUGUCUCCACCCUAUUGGACCUGGUCCAGAAAGGCCCAACAAAUCAGAUACAGGCUGAUGGAGCAUCCACCCCCCUCCACCUGACUGCCACUCACCUGCUGGUCAGCGCCUUGGAGGCGUUGCCUGAUGCUGCUCUGACUCUGCUGGGAGAAUCUAGCCCUGAUGUCAUAGAAGCCCUCAACACUCUGGUGAUCAAGCUAAAGGUAAACGGUCAGUCCCUCCCCCUUGAGUCACUGCCCCACCCCUUGCAGGACAAGGGGGCAUUCAAAUGGGCAGAGCAGCUCCUCCUCUCAUCCAAUGUGAUGCUGCGGAGAGAGACUGACAGGCUUUGGGCGGAGACCGGAAAAAUGCCAGGAGUGUUUCCAUUGGUCAUGUGCAUCGCUGUGCAAGGACUGACAUCUCUGUACACUGGGAAGGGGUAGGGUGUGUGUAUGGAUGGAUGGGUAUGUUUAAAAUAUAUGACAUUUUGUGUGAAA
Molecule: messenger RNA, 1807 nt
Organism: Coregonus clupeaformis (lake whitefish)
Lineage: Eukaryota; Metazoa; Chordata; Actinopteri; Salmoniformes; Salmonidae
Product: gasdermin-E
Exons: 10
Coding region: 266-1753 (495 amino acids)
Biological process (GO): programmed cell death
Cellular component (GO): cytoplasm
Source: RefSeq, a predicted model, not a curated record